Messenger RNA from Fusarium venenatum, 1152 nucleotides. RefSeq lists its product as uncharacterized. The record is from RefSeq and is a predicted model, not a curated record. Lineage: Eukaryota; Fungi; Ascomycota; Sordariomycetes; Hypocreales; Nectriaceae.
AUGGUGGAGAAUGAGUCAAAUCGUCUUUCUCCCAUCACCCCAGAUGAUCAUGCUGGGAAGCUAUGGAUAGUGACUAUUCUGUCACUGAUCUACGCGUUACAUGUGGCUGUGGCGAGGUGCUACAUCAAAUACAGCAUGCUGGGCGUGGACGACGCGCUGUAUGGCGUGGCUGUUGUCAUGCACUUGGGCCAGAUGGUGGCCAUGUUUAUCGGCUUAGGCAACGGCCUUGGCAAGAAGAACCACAUCACAACUCCGGAGCAAUGGGCAGUCUCGUCAAAAUGUCUUAUAGCAUCGACAGUUUUCUUCCUUAUGACACUGACCUUUGCCAAAUGUUCAGUCCUUGCUCUCAUCCGACGCAUCAUCGACUGCAGACCCGGUAAAAGCGAACCAUUUUGCAUCGCCCUUAUGGCUAUCACUGCUAUCUGGGGCGUUUCAUCGAGUCUUUCUUUCCUCACAAAUUGCGAUCCUGGCAGUGUGUUGACUGUACACAAUCUCGAUCGAUGUCCACAUCAGAGGGGCCGUUGGUUAUCUAUCGCAUCACUCGACAUAGUGACGGAACUCCUGACACUUGCCCUCAUCGUCCAAUUGGUAUGGUCCGUCAAUAUCGGCCACAGUCGAAAGUGGCAGGUUGUCGCUGCCUUUUCAUUCCGUCUACCUCUUAUCGCUCUGACAGCCGUGCACGUCGCCUAUGCCAACAAGUACCCGCUCGCCGAUGAACCUCAAUUCGCGGUCACAAAAACCCUCAUGUGGCAGCAGAUCAUGGUUUCAUGGUCUCUUCUAUCCGCUACCUCACCCAACCUCAAGAGCUUCAUGUCCUCUUUCAACAUUGGUUGGGGAUUCCCCGUUGCCUUUGACGAGACGAAUGCAUACGCACGGAACUCGGUUGCACUGCAAGAUCUGGAGCUGGCCAAUAUUAGUUGCCCAGAGGUCACUACAUCAACUAUAUCGUCUGUUGCUUCGAUAUCAAGCUGUGGGCAACCUUGCAAUUGGAGACCUGACGUUAUUGCGCAUCAAGCAACAGUGACACAUGAGUGUGAGAGCACUAGUUUGGACAAUAUAACAGAGGAAGAGAUCUCUCGGACAGGCAGUCAUGAGAUAAUCAUCAACAAGGAGGUGACAUGGAAUGUCACAUACGAAAAUAGGCAGUGUUAG